AGUUCCAAUUUUCUGGAGGGGAGAGAAGGAACAGCAGAAUUUUGGAAUGAAUUACGGUGCCUGGGGCACCAGCUGUUGUAGAUGGGAGUUUUCAAGGCCCAAUUCGUUUCUCAGAAGAAUCUCCUUAGACCUCUAAAAAAGUGAUAUCAAAACCUGAGCAAAACUGUACAAUCUAAAGUGGACUGCAUUUUGCAAGAAGUUGAGAAGUUUACAGACCUAGAGAAACUCUACCUCUACCUUCAGCUGCCUUCGGGUCCCAACAAUGGAGACAAAAGUGAUCAGAUCUCCAUGUCAUCCAGCCGUGCCCAGCAGAUGCACGCCUUCUCGUGGAUACGGAACACCCUGGAAGAGCACCCUGAGACGUCCCUUCCCAAGCAGGAGGUUUAUGAUGAAUACAAGAGCUAUUGUGACAAUCUUGGCUACCACCCAUUAAGCGCUGCUGACUUUGGAAAGAUCAUGAAAAAUGUCUUUCCAAACAUGAAGGCCCGUCGUCUGGGCACAAGAGGCAAAUCAAAAUAUUGCUACAGUGGACUGAGGAAGAAGGCUUUUGUGCAUAUGCCAACACUGCCCAACCUUGACUUUCAUAAGACUGGAGAUGGGUUGGAUGGAGCAGAGCCAUCUGGGCAGCUGCAGAGUGCUGAUGAGGAAGUCAUCUCUGCGGCCUGCCGGCUUGUUUGUGAAUGGGCCCAGAAAGUGCUGAGCCAGCCUUUUGACACAGUCUUGGAACUGGCUCGUUUCCUUGUAAAAAGUCACUAUAUCGGUACCAAGUCCAUGGCAGCUUUAACAGUAAUGGCAGGGGCACCAGCAGGAAUAAAAGGGAUCCCCCAGCCCUCAGCUUUUAUACCUACUGCUGAAAGUAAUUCCUUUCAACCACAAGUGAAAACUCUGCCAUCUCCUGUUGAUGCCAAGCAGCAGCUGCAGCGUAAGAUCCAGAAGAAGCAGCAGGAACAGAAACUGCAGUCUCCUUUGCCAGGAGAGUCUCCAGCAAAGAAAACUGAAGGUGCCACAACCAACGGUGUGACCAGUAUAUCUAAUGGAAGUCCCGCCAUCCUGUCUCCUCCACCUAUUGGCAUUGUUGUGGCAGCUGUCCCCAGCCCCAUUCCGGUGCCAAGGACCAGGCAGUUGGUGACGUCUCCAAGUCCUAUGGGAUCGUCUGAUAGCAAGGUCCUGCCGCUCAACGUUCAGGUGGUCACUCAGCACAUGCAAUCAGUCAAGCAGCCACCAAAGACUCCCCAGAACGUUCCCGCCAGCCCCGUCGGGGACCGCUCUGCCCGGCAUCGCUACCCGCAGAUCCUACCGAAGCCAGCAAACACCAGUGCUCUCACCAUCCGCUCUCCCACCACGGUGCUCUUCACCAGUAGCCCAAUCAAGACUGUUGUGCCAGCUCCACACGUGAAUUCCUUAAACGUGGUGAAAAUGACAGCAAUAUCUCUCGCCCCGAGCAGCAGCAGCGUGCCCGUCAAACAGACGCCUUCGGUCAGCGGUAGUGCGGGAGCAGCGGAAGAAGGGCGGACUGGUCCUCAGAUCAAAAAUGGGUCUGUGGUUUCACUUCAGUCUCCAGGAUCCAAGCCUAGUACUGUUGUAGCUGCUCCUGCAGUCAAGAUCAAAAUGGAACCGGAAGCAUUGCUGGAUGAGAACUCAGUACAGGGCCAAGAGAGUUCCGAUGUGUCUAAAUCCAUAAAGGCAACCCCUGACCUGCCUCCUGCACAGCUAAUUAAUUUUGAGGUUGCAGCCUUGAAGGUUUCAACUGAUGAUGUCAUGGAGGCAAAACCAGGUAAGGGCUGUGAUCAGGGAGCUGAAGAAGCAGGGACCAAAUAUAAAACACAACCUAAUGAGAUCACACCAGUUUCUUCAGCAGGCAAUAAUCAAAGCACUCUUAAGCUCACAGUUGCCAGUCAAAACUUGUCCAGCACCAGCAUCAGUUCACCUCCUUCUGGUGAGUCUACGAUUAAAGAUAAAACAUGCACUAAAAGUCCAAGAAAGAGACAACCUUCCACAGUUCAGGAUUCCCAGGUACCACCUGUAAAGAAACCACUAGUGGAGCAGUUUUCAGCUGGUAACGCUGUGGAGAGUCAAAAAGCAAACAGUGUUAAGAAGGCUCUGAAGGUUGGAUCACUAGCUAACAGUGACAGUACAGCAACACUUGCUCAAGUCCCCAGCACGGUACCCGUGACAGUACCUGUACCUUCUGCAGCUGCAGCAAACUUAGCAACAGACCUUUCCUUAAACAGCACCAGUUUAAAUACGAGUGAUCCUACUUUAGAACAGCAGCUUGCAUCAGCAUCAUCUCCAGAUAUAAAAGUAAAAUUGGAAGGAAACUUAUUUAUCAUAGAAAAUGAUUCAAAAUCUGAUGGCAGCUUUAACCCAAAUACAUGGCACCAUAUCACCAAAACCUCUGACUUUGCAUCUGUGAAUUGUGAUCAGCAGCAAGAUAUCAGUGUUAUGACUAUGGCUGGGCACUCUGGCUCCAGUGACUUGCAGGAAUCUGCGUGGGAGCCGGUGCACUGCGAAGGGAUACAGCAGGAUGUGUACAGCCAGCAGCUACAGAGCCAGAUCCAGGACUCCUUGAGUCAAAUACAAGCACAGUCUUCAAAUCAGUUACCUCUGCAGUCCGAGCUGAAAGAGUUUGAGCAUACAGUCCCUCAAUCAAAUGAAAACUUCUUUUCAUUUGAUGAUGACCUUACCCAGGACAGCAUUGUGGAGGAGCUGGUGCUCAUGGAGGAGCAAAUGUCCAUGAAUAAUUCCCAUCCUUAUGGUGGUUGUCUAGGAAUGGCAAUUCAGAGUCAGACUGCAGCUCAAGGAGCUCCCGUGUCAUCUCACCCAAGCAACACGCACUUUUACCAUUCGAUCCACAACAACAGCACUCCAAUUCACACUCCCACACCCACCCCCACCCCCACUCCCACCCCCACUCCGACUCCAACACCCACCUCUGAAAUGAUUGCUGGAUCUCAGAACAUGUCGAGAGAGAGCCCUUGUUCGAGGCUGGCUCAGACGACUCCCGUGGACAGUGCUCUGGGGAGCAGCCGGCACACGCCCAUUGGCACACCACACUCAAACUGCAGCAGCAGUGUCCCUCCCAGUCCUGUGGAAUGCCGAAACCCGUUUGCAUUUACUCCCAUCAGCUCCAGCAUGGCUUACCACGAUGCCAGCAUUAUAUCAAGCAGUCCUGUGAAGCCAAUGCAGCGGCCUAUGGCGACCCAUCCCGACAAAACCAAGCUGGAGUGGAUGAACAACGGCUACAGCGGUGUGAGCAAUUCCUCGGUCGCAAACCACGGCAUCCUCACGAGCUACCAGGAGCUGGUGGAAGAUCGCUUCAGGAAACCUCACGCCUUCGCCGUCCCCGGCCAGUCCUACCAGUCCCAGCCGCGCCACCACGACACUCACUUCGGCCGCGUGACUCCGGUGUCGCCUGUGCAGCACCAGGCAGCCCCUGUCAGCAGCACCACUAAGCAGGAGGGCUUUGCUGUGCCUGCUCCCUUGGACAACAAAGGAACCGGUUCCUCUCUCAACAACAGCCUGAGAUGCCGGAGUGUGAGCCCUGCUGUCCAUCGCCAGCGCAAUCUCAGCGGGAGCACUGUUUAUCCCGUGUCAAAUAUACCACGCUCUAAUAUGACACCCUUUGGAAGUCCAGUAACUCCUGAAGUUCACAAUGUAUUUGCUAAUAUCCAUGCAGACACCAGUGCCAAUAACAUAGCACAGAGAAGCCAGUCAGUCCCCUUGACUGUGAUGAUGCAGACGGCCUUCCCGUCUCUUCAGAAACAAACAAACACUAAAAAAAUAACAAAUGUGUUGUUAAACAAACUUGAUUCUGAUAGCGAUGAUGCAGUGAGAGGUUUGGGAAUGAACAACAUGCCCUCAAAUUACACAGCCAGGAUGAAUCUCACUCAGAUUUUGGAGACAUCCGCCGCUUUUCCUAGUGCCAACCCACAAAGUAUGAUCAAUUCCAGCACUUCAGUUUAUGAAUUCCAAACACCAAAUUACCUCACAAAAAACAGCAGCACCGAUCAGAUCAGUUUUUCUUCUGGAGAUAACCAAGCACAAUCAGACAUCGGAGAGCAGCAAUUAGAUUUUAGCAGCACUGUAAAAGACCUUUUAGGGGAGGACAGUCUGCCAACAAACCAGCAGCUGGUGAAUCAGGUGGCAUCAGAUCUCAAUAACGUUGCAUCUGUCUUUCCCAGCGACAUCAGGUUGUCUUCCGAGCUCUCAGGCAGCAUUAACGAUCUGAACACUUUAGACACAAAUCUACUGUUUGAUCCAGGUCGUCAGCAGGGACAAGACGAUGAUGCUACACUGGAGGAAUUAAAAAAUGACCCCUUGUUUCAACAAAUCUGCAAUGAAUCCAUUAACUCAAUGACUGCAUCAGGUUUUGAGUGGAUGGAGAGUAAGGAUCAUCCUGCUGUUGAAAUGUUGGGUUAAUCUUGUUUUAUAAUAUGUAUGUAGCACACUGUAUCUAAAAGACAGACGUAUUGUAUUUGUCUUAAUGGAAGUGCCUCCUGCAGCAGAAACACUUGCUAUGUAUUAUGGCAUUUUAAAAAAAGUUUGCUGUACCUGUUGCUCAUUCUUCAGCAAGGAAAAGGCAGUCUUACCAAUUUUAAACAAAUCUCUGAAGGUGAUGGGCUAUCAAAGAGCCAGUAUUAAAAUUUGAACUUUAUAGUGUUUCCCAUUCAACAUUUCUUGUUUUAGCAAAUAAAGAAGUGGUUAAUGGCCAGCCAGCAAUGACAGCUAUGGUUGAUGCUCUGGGGGGGUUUGAAGUCGAGCUCUUUAGUAGGCUUUCCAUACCUUGUACUGGUUGUUACUUCUUAGUAGAUGAUCCUUACUGACCUUUGUUGUUCAGGUUUGAAAUGCAGGGUGCCUGCAGGUAGGUAGGGGUGGGGAGUGGGUACAAGUGGACCAGGUGACUUGCAGGUGCCUCAUCAUUGUGUAGCUGUCUGGAGCACUGCUCAGUGGUGAACUGUGGGAAAUCUCUGUAGCACUGGUGCCAUUGGCAUCUCUCGUAAAACACAGGGAUGGGAAAAGCUAACGGGGAUGAUCAAGGAAAGAAAGAUGCACUAAAUUUUUUUAUUUAAGAGAAAUAAAUCUAUGUAGUUAUUUUAUCCAUUAAUAUCCAUUACAUACUUGAUAUUUUAGUUCUUACAUCAGUGUUUUUAUACUAGGUAAAAUUCAUGCAAAAAGAUUUUAAGCACUGAGAUUUAAUCUAGGCAUAACACCCUAUUUUAAAGUGAUAGGUACUGUUUAUCAAUGCUAGAGAAGGAACAUAUUUUCCCUCUUUUUUUUUUAAAUAAAGAGCUGCUGGAGCUCAUUAAAAUAUUGUUUUUAAAGAUUGGUUUAUUCACGUUUGCUCUUUCCUCACCUAGUGGAGGGUGUAGGAAGAUGUUAUUUUCUCUGUGUUUCAGUAGGUUGAGCCUUUCUGUCCUUCUUGCUCACUCUCCCUCAAACAAAAGAUUAUUAAAAUAUUAGAAAAUGUGGUUGAUCUAAAAAUAUUUCAUACAGAGCCAUAAUACUGCCAGGCACUUUACAGAUACACAGUAAGACGUGUUUUUUCUUUUGGUAAAACUUCUUUUAAAAGUGCUUACUGUUUUAGAAGCCUGAACUCCAUUUUCAAAAGUGAUUUGACAGGGUUGGUGAAUCUAAUUUUUUUAAGUCCUUAGCUGCCCCUCUGGAAAAUGAGAAUUAGACUUCUGCCUCACUAGUUCACUUGAACCAAAAAAGACCUUUUAUUUUAUCAGCAUGGUGUGGAUCUCUCUGAUGAUCAAAAGAGAGAGGUACUUAACCAGCCAUGGCCCUGAUGCUAGAAAGAGGACUUGCAGAGGCAGGUUUUUACAAAAGAAGUGGUGCACUUAGUAUGCCACAAUACCAUCCCUUAAGCAGAAAACUGAGCAGGAAAAAUUUUCCUCAUUUGCAUUACUUUGAAUGAGUGAUCAUGAAUUUGUGAAGGGGAGGUUCAGUAACCCCACCAUAGAUUUCCUUAAGGGAAUGAUGUUCAUAUUUUUCAUGUGAUUAGUGUUUUCCUACAACUGUCUUGGUGGUCUUCUGUUUCUUCAGUUUUUGUGAAUGACUCGAGAUCCCAGUACUGGUCAGAUUUUUGGGCGGUGCUGAUACAACUUGUGCUGCUGCAUUGGCACUGGAGGUGCUCUUGCUCUUGCCCCAGUUCAUCACCAGUCCGUGGCCUCUUCUGCAGGGACAAACAGUUGUGCCAAGCUAUAGCACCUUAUUGAGGGCCUGAUUUCACUGUGCUCGCAUCAGAAGUUUUGCCACUUCAUCGGAAACAAACUCGGAGAGUUCCGAUCCCUCCUGGAAGUGCGGGGAUGUGUGAUAGUGUGUGUUGCUUUAAGACCAAGUGACUCUUUUAAGUUUUGUUAAAGAAAUGGGGAGGAGACUAAAAGCUGUGUGGUAGCCUUCUGCUUGUUAUCCUGCCAGGUGUCUGUCAGUAAGACCUGAACCAUUUUUCUUGUAGACUGAAGUUGCUGAAGGCAGGGCUGGAGUACUGGACCCGCCCAUGGCCUUUUGCCAGAGCUGUGCUGCACAUCCUCUCUCCCUGGUUGAGAGGAUGGGUCUGAGAGACACUCAGCACCAUUUUGUUUCUGUUUCCUGACCCUGUGUGAAGUGCCAGCACUACUGUGAAUAGGUGAAACCUACUCUGAUGGAGGGGGGAGGGUCCCUUCCAGCUCAGCAGAUUCUCUGAUUCCGUGACCCGAGCCCUGCGCUGUGGGGAGAAGCUGCACAGGUGCUGCUCAGCCCCACCUCGGCUCACUCACACCGAGACUGAGGGGGGCCUGGGGGAAGAAGGGUUUUGCCCAACUACUAGUUUUUUUUACAAAGAUUUCUCAGAAAAGCGAGAGUAGAUUUAAAGCUGAUGCGUUCUAAAUUAUGCAGCCAUCACCAAAGGUUUUUAAAAGUGCGUUUAAAAUGAUUUUUAAAUACAAGCGUUACAUUGGGCCUAACGUGACUUAAUUAGCAGAAAUACUCUAUAAUCAGUGGGUUUAAAGCAAAAGUACGUUUAGUUUAAAAAGUAUUAAAUUCUAUAAGAAUUGUUUCAAGUAAAAUCCAAGGCACAGGCACAGCUUUGUACAUUGGUAUGUAUCAUUCUAGAGAUGUUUGUGUGUUGGUGUUAUAAUUAAUGUUAGGUCCCUGUACUUAGUGCUAGUUAGUUCUUUACAGUACAUUGAGACAGAGCACUACUGCACACCAAAGUAUGCAAUACCCAAAGGAAAAUUCUGUGAUUCUAACAAAUGGAAGCCUGUCUUUGUCAGAUACUCUAAAACUUAAGAAUUUGAGACAGUUCUGACCCCUUGUUUACAUUAUUGGCUUCCUACUAACAUGAGAAAUAAAUUAUUUUGAUAGCAGUUUUUGCUAAAGUAUACAAACUAGUGAAUUUGUACCCUGUGUACAGUAUUGCAGCAAACACUUUAAAUUUGGUUGCUUGGUUAGUCCAGCAAACUUUCUGGGUUCAUAUAUUGCACUAAAAUUCUGUUGAACCUGUGGCAGGCACAUUCCUUAGGAUAAAUGCAACAAAUACGGCCCACAGAUUAAAAAAAAAAAAGGCAAAACAAAAAAAAAACUUUUUAAUGUGUUUCAUUAUUAAAAGGCAAAAUGUCAUUAAAAGUGACAGGUGAAAUUGUCUUAUGUAGCAAUGUGCAUUGAUCUCAAUGAGAUAUUUCUAUUUUUGAUUCUCUUACAUGAGAAUAUUGCAGCAGGAAAAAUUAAGUUUAGUUUGCUUCACCAUGUUAAUACAUGAUCACAAAACGUGCAUGAGUGUUAAUGACUUAAUCUUGUACAGUACUAGAUAUAUUCCUGUAACCACUUUUAUUUUUUUUAUUCUUUUGCUGUAUUGAAGCUGGUUCAGUGUUAACCAGGUGAGCAUAGUUAUUCACAAGUUAUUUACUUUUUUAUGUUAACUAAUUCAGCUUAGUUAUUGUUGAAUAUGUUCCUUUCUUGGAUUAUUUUUUAUUGUUCUGGUGUUGAAAAACAUUUUUGCAUCAUUUUAUCAUGAUAAGAAUUCAUGAAGUAAAUAAUUUGCAAAUAAUUGCAAUAAGCACUGACUUCUGAACUGAAAAGAAGGAAAGCGUUUCUUGUGCAGUGCAUCUGAGGUUCAUAUAAUAGUCUUGUACUAUACUGUGCUUUAUUUACUGCACCGUAAGGAAAGAAAAAUCCCUGUUCCACAUUUUCAUUUAGUGCAGGAAAUCCAGUUUCUCCCCUCUUCCCCGGUGUUUUGUUGUCUGUUGUACUGCUGAAACUACAGUAGUUGAAUAUUGCAGUAGCAUUUCAGUUAUUUUUUUUAUUGAAAGUGCUCAAAAAUUGUUUUUUAAAUGUUUUCAAAAACAAUAAAAACAUUUUAUAUUAAAAUUA
Molecule: messenger RNA, 8349 nt
Organism: Manacus vitellinus (golden-collared manakin)
Lineage: Eukaryota; Metazoa; Chordata; Aves; Passeriformes; Pipridae
Gene: RFX7
Product: regulatory factor X7
Exons: 10
Coding region: 289-4419 (1376 amino acids)
Biological process (GO): regulation of transcription by RNA polymerase II
Molecular function (GO): RNA polymerase II cis-regulatory region sequence-specific DNA binding; DNA-binding transcription factor activity, RNA polymerase II-specific
Source: RefSeq, a predicted model, not a curated record